Aspergillus pseudonomiae is the source of this 2790-nucleotide messenger RNA. RefSeq names its product protein kinase family protein. Bases 165 to 2516 code for a protein of 783 amino acids. The record is from RefSeq and is a predicted model, not a curated record. The transcript has 2 exons. Lineage: Eukaryota; Fungi; Ascomycota; Eurotiomycetes; Eurotiales; Aspergillaceae.
AUCAACCACUCACAUCAACAAUUAAUAGAACUGUGUCCGUUCUUCAAACCAAAAAGAAAGUUCAAUGUCGGAUCCAGCACCUACUAUAUCUGUACUACCGGAUCUUUUGAAUUUCUACUCCAUGUCGUCAAUCAGGUGCCAAAAGUUCUUACGACUAUUAUAAGAUGUCUCAAUACGCAAGACCUGACACCAGCAAAGCGAGACCCAUCGGAGGGAAGCUGAAUACAUUUCGGGAAAGCUUUAAAGCCACAUGCGAGGAGCUGGGACUGACUGCGAGUUUGGAUGCUAUAAGUCAAUUUGAUAAUGAAGAUCUUCAGAAUUUAGUGCUCGACUUAGUGUCAGCAUUGCGAGCCAUCCCAGAUAUGCGAAAACUCCCGUCCGCCAAUGGUCGUAAAUACCUCCUGAGCGACCUUCUUAGACUGAACGCCGUGAUUAGUUCUGAUGAUUUCGUGGUCGAACGUUUCAUUCCUUUAUUGAGAGCAGUUUUAAACCAAGAAUCGGAGGAUCACAUCUGGGAUAGCAUAUACUCUACUGUCCGUGAAUCUACGCCCCCCCCAAAACUGGUGCCUUUCCUCAAUCAGACACCAUUUUUGCACACCACGAGCAGCAUCGUUAACUCGUCCGAACACCGAAAACAUGUGGACACUGUGUUGAAGGCGGAACUGGGGUCUAUCUUUCUCGAUGUGCCGAAUUUUUUUGAGACCUUUUUCAACUCCGUAAACGGGCAUGAGACAGCAUGUACUACUCUUUUGCAGCGAUGCAAGACAGGGGAUAAUCCAUUGUAUUGUGAUGGGAUUGGCUGGUGCGAUUGGCCCGCUGACGCUCAAGAGAAGGAAGUUCUGAAGUGGAUAAGUGGAAAGUUCGAUCUGGUUAGAAGCUUCGUCGCGGAACAAAAUCCCAGUGCUUCUCUGUGCAGAACUGUCUUAGCCCAGCCAGCACAGCCACUACAAGGCUCUACAGCCGCCCGGAAACUGGAUAUCGCGAUAGUCAGCAACUCGGAAACUAUUCCCGGGCAAAUACCUCAUUGGUCACGUAUUCUGGUUCCUGGAGAAUUGAAAAGUAAUCCAGAAGCUGAUACAGUCUCGAAAACAUGGCGCGACUUGGGUAGAUAUGUGCGGGAAGUAUUCACUACACAAGACACGCGUCGGUUUGUGCUGGGUUUCACUCUCUGUGGAUCCAUUAUGCGAUUGUGGGAGUUUGAUAGGGUGGGGGCCACUGCAUCCGAGCCAUUUGAUAUCAACAAGAAUGGGCUGAAGUUUAUAUCGGUAGUUACCGGCUACCUAUUAUUGGAUAACGAGCAGCUAGGAUAUGACCCCACUAUUAUGUGCUCUUCAGAUGGGACGCGCACUAUCGAGGUUAUACGUCAUGGGCAGCCAGAACGCCUUAUCCUUGAUGAGCUUAUGAAAAGGAGUUCCUGUGUUGCUGGCAGAGCUACAACUUGUUGGAAAGCCCACCGUGCAGGGGGUGAAGCGAAUAUCCCCCUUGUGGUUAAAGACUCUUGGCAGUAUCCUGUGCGGGAUGAAGAAGGCGUGCUACUUCAGAAAGCUUUGGAAGGGGGAGUUACUAAUGUCGCGAGGUACUACUCUCAUCAGACUGUCGAAGUGGGAGGGAAAAUCGACGAUGUACUCAGAAAUAUCCGUGGAGAACUUGAUUUGAUAAGUGCUAAGCAUCAUAGGCCAGCAUGCCUUCGGGAUGAAGGAAUUACAAGGAAUGGCCGUUCUAUCGGUAGUAUGGCUGGUCGAAAAAGAUCUUCCAGCCGUACCGGCACUGAAAUACCACCACCUAAGAAACGCACCUGCUCGAGUUCCCCGAGCAAAGAUAGAGGGAACUGCGACGAACAGAAUCGAGUACACCGUCGCGUGAUUAUCCAUGAUUACGGCAAACCACUUUAUAAAGCUAGCUCUCUUGUUGCCAUGCUCACUGCCUUCGACCGUUGCAUGGUGGGCUAUCAUUCGCUGUAUAUUAAAACAGGGCUUCUACAGGGAGAUAUAUCUACAGGUAACCUCAUGAUGAACGAAGACGAUGAUAAUCCUUCUUGGCCUGCAUUCCUCAUCGAUCUAGAUCUUGCAGUUCAAGAGAGACGCGACCGGCCUUCAGGAGCAUGGGGUAAAACGGGAACGAGAGCUUUCAUGCCCAUAGGGCAGUUACUAGGCGACAAGUUGUCCUGGGUACAUGGACUAGAAUCCUUUUUCUGGGUACUCUUCUGGAUUUGUAUCCACUACGAAGGUCCUAAUGAGAAGAGCUUGGUUAUCAGGGAAUUCGACGAGUGGAAUUAUGUGAGCAUGGAAGAGUUAGCCAAGCUCAAACUAGGAACUGUUUCGGACGAUGACAUUUUUGAAAGCACCAUGGACAAGUUUACAGAAUAUCAUAAACCACUGAAGCCAUGUGUUGAUGAGCUACGAAAGGCCGUAUUUCCGAAUGGCAAGAUACGAAGGAAAGGAGAUGAGAGCCUUCUCUCUCAGAUGCGUGAAAUAGUACAAAAGGCACAAGAUGCUUUACAGGAAGCGUCUUUAUAACAUACAACUUCUGUCAGGGUUGAAGGCUUGUACUAAUUAGUUUUCCAAAGGAAAUACGGAAAAAGGGCUACUGAGAGCUUCAUAGCCGGGUUGUAGAUCAGUUUUGUCUGCCUGGCCUGCAGCAGUGGUAGCUUGAAUGGCCACUGCACGAAUUCCUCCGAAUAACGGCUCACCUGGUCAUAAUGCUCUCUUGCAGGGGCCGAAGAGGAACGGAAACGGACUGAAGGGGAACUAAACGGGAAAAAGGGCGCAACUACCGACCAUCCUUUGGAUU